UGAAAGAGAUAGAAUUCGACUGAGACCACUUCAGAGAACUGUCUGUGUACUUUGAUGCGAAUGCCGGAGAUCUAUGCAUUGAUUUGCUACAACAAUUUGAACAUGGCGUUUGUAUGUUAUUUCCCUGGUUGUAGUUACUCUGAUAGACGUCUUCAUGCAUGGAAAGAUGCCUUCAUCUUGACCGGGGCAUAUUGGGCAUAGACAUGUUGAAAUCCUCAGAUACAGAAACCACUGUACAUAGUCCCCGCGCUGUCUUUAGCUAUGGCAACCCCUCGACACGAUUGGAAGGGAUCAAUCACAUCAAGAAUCUACGGGCUUGUCGUCGAUGCGAAACAGCAAAUCUGAAGGAAGAUUCACGGGGUGUUUCGCCCCCGGGUCACCUGCGCCUUCCUCUUCCUCUUCCCCUUCCCUUUUUCUUCCACUGCCACUUCCCCCCCUGCAUCUUCCAAUCUUUCCGUCUUUCCAUCUUCCCAUCGGCUCAUCGGCUCAUCUGCCCAACUGCCCACCCACCCAGAGUCAGACCAGUUCGGUACCUGCUGAUCCAUUCCCUGACCCACCGUUCGUGGGAUGCGAUCCACUGAAGCAAUCUGCCGAAACACAUGGGUGGCUUUUGCUGCCGGUGGAACCACCGAGGUAUACUGGACUGUGCACGACAACAGCUUGCCAGAUCACCGCCCCUUCUUGGCUUAGUCUUCUGAUAGCUUCGAAGAUGCUAUCUGGAGCUCUCACGCGUCCUGACAGAAUGGCGUAGGGUGUGAAACACGUGUCAUGCCACCACCUCUUCAGCUACACUCAUCACUUGUCGCGUAUCAUGUUACUGAGGUUCACAGGCACCAGCGAUCGAGAGAAAGAAAAGUCAAGCUGGGACAGCCGUUGCCUAUUUGACAAGGAAUGAACAAAUUCAAGGGAUAGUGAUUGUGCGAAGAUCCAAUCUCAACACCCAAGACCUCGAAUCUUAUCAAUCAACGCGGUGGUUUGGAGGAAGCCUAAAUGAAACAGGCAACCAAUUACUGGGAGGCUAAAAGGCACAAGGAACCUGCGGUAAUUAUGACAUUCGUCGUCCCCCAGAC
Molecule: messenger RNA, 1070 nt
Organism: Aspergillus heteromorphus CBS 117.55
Lineage: Eukaryota; Fungi; Ascomycota; Eurotiomycetes; Eurotiales; Aspergillaceae
Exons: 1
Coding region: 326-751 (141 amino acids)
Source: RefSeq, a predicted model, not a curated record